GAGGGGAGUCAUUCUUGGACCUGCUGUAAACAGGUCUUGGUUAGAGUUUUUAUUCAAUGGCAUAUUCCAUUCAUUCUCUGGAAGCGAUUCAGAAAAAAAUAGAUGCUGUUAAACUCUUCCUCUCUGUUUCACUGAGCAUCGCCAAUGCCCACACUGUGGAUUUCUACACUUGCGAUGUAUGGGACCAGUUCAUGGCUGUGCCACCCGUGGAGGUCUUGACAGAGAUCACUUUGAAUGGUGACCACAAGAGGGCGCCAGAACACUACUUAAAUCAUGGCAGUGGUACCACCAAGAAGAUCACCUUUGGUUUCUGUGAUGAUAGUAAGCGCCUGGUGGAUGUAGCUGAGCUCUUGGAGGCUGCCUAUGCCCACUCCCUGCCUGGCCUCGGGGUCUGUGUGGGCCGCACAGAGCUACUGCAAUCCCUCAGACACACUGACAACGCUCAACCCCUGGAGGAAGUUCCAGCUGCUGUGGUGGAGAGUGAUGAGUUUAUGAACUCCAAGAAGUCCCACGAGGUGCAGGCCAUGUCAGAGGUGGUGAACAGCCUAGCCCAGCGCUGCCGGGUCAAACAGGUGAUUGAUGUGGGCUCGGGGAAAGGUUACCUGUGCUCCUUCCUGUCGCUGCAGUACGGCCUCCAGGUGUACGGCAUCGACUCGUCCAGCGUCAACACGCACGGCGCCCAGGAGAGGAACAGGAAGCUCAAGAAGUACUCCCGGGCCUACCAGAGGCACAGCAAAGCCAAUAGAACUCCGACAGUGAUGCCCCCCUCAGGCCAGGAGGACUUGGAGGAUAUUGCACCCGAGGACAAUUCCCUUCCAGAGUCGGACCAAAGUGACCCAGCCUCAGCUCCAGAGGAUCCUUUUCUCAGUGCCCUGUGUGUGGGCAUGGUGGAGCCCACCUCCCCCGGUUCCCCCAGUGAGUUGAGCCUGGAGGAGAGGGAGAGGAGGAAGAGGGAGAACCUGGAGAGGAAGGCCAGGAGCUGGGUUAACAGUGGUGGCAUGGGCAGCGGCAUGCUGUACUCACCUCUGACCUCCUACGUUACCGCGGAGACGGAGCUCAAGGAAAUUAUUGGGGAGUUAGAGGAUGCGGUCAUGGUUGGUCUGCACACGUGUGGAGACCUGGCGCCCAGCACCCUGCGCAUGUUUGUGGCCAAACGGGAGCUCCUCUCCGUCUGCAGCGUUGGCUGCUGCUACCACCUUCUCUCUGAGGAGUUUGAUCCCACCAGACAAGAGUGUCCAAGCAGCAGUGUGUGUGGUUUCCCCCUGAGUGGCUACCUGAGGGAGCAGUCCUGGUUCUGUGGCAGAAAUGCCAGGAUGUCAGCGUGUCUGGCUUUGGAGAGAGUUGCCAAGGGCCAAGGGAUUCAGAUGGAGUCACUCUUCUAUAGGGCCGUCCUCCAUGUGAUUCUCAGGGAUCACUACAGCUCCUUUAAAAGCGAGAAGCGUGUGGGGAACGUUUACUCCAAGGCCACCUCGUUCGUGGACUACGUCUGGAGAGCCCUCCGGAGGCUGGAGCUGGAUGAGUCAAAGCUCUCUGACAGUGUCAUACAGGGUUACCACGACACAUACCGACCCAGGAUGGUUGAGAUGGAGGCCUUUAACAUGCUGAAGGUGACUUUGGCUCCCUGCAUCGAGGGUCUGAUUCUCCUGGACCGCCUCUGCUACCUGAAAGAGCAGGAAGACGUGGCGUUCUCCACUCUGGUGCAGCUCUUUGAUCCUCUGUUGUCGCCGCGCUGUUACGGAGUUGUCGGAGUGAAGGCACCUGGGACGGAGUUGUCAGAGUGAAGGCACCUGGGACGGAGUUGUCAGAGUGAAGGCACCUGGGACGGAGUUGUCAGAGUGAAGGCACCUGGGACGGAGUUGUCGGAGUGAAGGCACCUGGGACGGAGUUGUCGGAGUGAAGGCACCUGGGACGGAGUUGUCGGAGUGAAGGCACCUGGGACGGAGUUGUCGGAGUGAAGGCACCUGGGACGGAGUUGUCGGAGUGAAGGCACCUGGGACGGAGUUGUCGGAGUGAAGGCACCUGGGACGGAGUUGUCGGAGUGAAGGCAACUGGGACGGAGUUGUCGGAGUGAAGGCACCUGGGACGGAGUUGUCAGAGUGAAGGCACCUGGGACGGAGUUGUCAGAGUGAAGGCACCUGGGACGGAGUUGUCAGAGUAAAGGCACCUGGGACGGAGUUGUCAGAGUGAAGGCACCUGGGACGGAGUUGUCAGAGUGAAGGCACCUGGGUCGGAGUUGUCAGAGUGAAGGCACCUGGGUCGGAGUUGUCGGAGUGAAGGGACCUGGGAUGGAGUGAAGGGCCCUGGGACGGAGUGAAGGCAUCUGGGACGGAGUGAAGGCAUCUGGGACGGAGUGAAGGGACCUGGGACGGAGUGAAGGGACCUGGGACGGAGUGAAGGGACCUGGGACGGAGUGAAGGGACCUGGGACGGAGUGAAGGGACCUGGGACGGAGUGAAGGGACCUGGGACAGAGUGAAGGCAUCUGGGACGGAGUGAAGGCAUCUGGGACGGAGUGAAGGGACCUGGGACGGAGUGAAGGCAUCUGGGACGGAGUGAAGGCAUCUGGGACGGAGUGAAGGCAUCUGGGACGGAGUGAAGGCAUCUGGGAUGGAGUUGUCAGAGUGAAGGCACCUGGGACGGAGUUGUCGAAGUGAAGGGACCUGGGACGGAGUUGUCGGAGUGAAGGGACCUGGGACGGAGUUGUUGGAGUGAAGGCACCUGGGAUGGCAUCAUAGAGUUCUUGGAGAUGGGACAAACUGCAUUUCCUGCCAUUUGUAUGUUUUAUUUUAUUCAAGGGUUUAAUGUGAUCAUGUACUGCUUACUCAGUCACGUACACAUGUGGGAAUGGGAUCAUUGUUUAGUGUUUUCUCUACUUUUGCCUCCUCUGGUUUCUGCCAGUCAUGCUGUGCUAUGGGCUGUACUAUACCAUAUUGUGUUAAUAAAUCAUUUUUAGAAGAUAAAAAA
This is a messenger RNA of Oncorhynchus gorbuscha (pink salmon), 2962 nucleotides long. RefSeq names its product probable methyltransferase-like protein 25. NCBI's taxonomy places the organism in Eukaryota, Metazoa, Chordata, Actinopteri, Salmoniformes, Salmonidae. The record is from RefSeq and is a predicted model, not a curated record.